UCGGGGAUCGAGGUUGAAUUGCUCCAGGAAGUUUCAAUGAGGGCGCCGAAAUAUUAAGUUGACCAGCCAACUCCCGUGACAGAAAGUUCUGCGCCCAAGCUGGCCAGUUGCAGUCAAGAAGUUUGGGCUCCCCUAGGAAGAGAAAGAAAGGGAAGUGGAGACAUUUGGGGGACCUGGUGACCUGGUUCUCUCCUCAUGGCUUUAUCAAGUGACCCCAGCAAGGACUGCUCCCGUGUCAUCGAUCACAGCCAUGUCCCCGAAUUUGAGGUGGCCACCUGGAUCAAAAUUACCCUCAUCCUGGUGUACCUGACCAUCUUCGUGGUAGGCAUCGUGGGCAACAGCGUCACCAUCCGGGUGACGCAGGUAUUGCAGAAAAAGGGCUAUUUGCAGAAAGAGGUGACAGAUCACAUGAUCAGUUUGGCAUGCUCAGAUAUCUUGGUCUUUUUGAUUGGCAUGCCCAUGGAGUUCUACAGCAUCAUUUGGAAUCCGCUGACCACUCCCAGCUACUCAUUGCCUUGUAAGCUCCACACCUUCCUCUUCGAGGCGUGCAGCUACGCCACGCUACUGCAUGUGCUGACCCUCAGCUUUGAGCGCUACGUGGCCAUCUGUCACCCCUUCAGGUAUAAGGCAGUGUCUGGACCUUGCCAGGUGAAACUGCUGAUCGGCUUCGUCUGGAUCACUUCCGCUCUAGUGGCACUGCCCUUGCUUUUUGCCAUGGGUACCGAGUACCCCCUGGUGCCCACUCACAGGGGACUCAUUUGCAAUUUCUCUCGCACCCGCCACCACGAGCAACCAGAUACCUCCAAUAUGUCCAUCUGUACAAACCUCUCCAGUCGUUGGACCGUGUUCCAGUCCAGCAUCUUUGGGGCCUUCGCGGUUUACCUCUUGGUCCUGGUGUCAGUGGCUUUCAUGUGUUGGAAUAUGAUGAAGGUGCUUUUGAGAAGCAAGCAGGGCACUCUGGCAGGGUCUGGGCCACAACUGCAACUGAGGAAGUCGGAGAGUGAGGAGAAUCGGACUGCAAGAAGACAAACCAUCAUCUUCUUGAGACUGAUUGUGGUAACCUUGGCGGUAUGCUGGAUGCCAAACCAGAUUCGGAGGAUCAUGGCUGCGGCAAAACCCAAGCAUGAUUGGACCAAGUCCUACUUCCAGGCCUACAUGAUCCUCCUCCCUUUCUCGGACACCUUCUUCUACCUCAGCUCGGUGGUCAACCCUCUCCUCUACAACGUGUCCUCGCAACAGUUCCGGAGGGUGUUUGGGCAGGUGCUCCGCUGCCAUCUGACGCUGCAGCAUGCCAACCAGGAGAAGCGCCUGCGGGCGCACGCCAGCUCCACCACCGACAGUGCCCGCUCCGCCCGCAGCCCGCUCAUCUUCUUAGCGUCUUCCCGGCGGAACUCCUCUGCAAGGAGAACUAACAAGGUUUUCUUAAGCACUUUUCAGACGGAUGCCAAGCGUGAGGAGUCUCAGCCCCAGGAGUUGAGUCUGCAGUCACCACAGACUGACCCAGAGACCAAACCGGCAGAUUCCACCACAGAAAAUGGCAUUCAGGAGCAGGAAGUGUGAAUGUCAAGUUUGGAGGCCUUAAGCAGCAAACCGACCC
This is a messenger RNA of Nannospalax galili (Upper Galilee mountains blind mole rat), 1597 nucleotides long. RefSeq names its product G protein-coupled receptor 39 (gene Gpr39). Gene Ontology annotation, molecular function: G protein-coupled receptor activity. The coding region runs from base 196 to 1560 and encodes 454 amino acids. The transcript is spliced from 2 exons. NCBI's taxonomy places the organism in Eukaryota, Metazoa, Chordata, Mammalia, Rodentia, Spalacidae. Gene Ontology annotation, biological process: G protein-coupled receptor signaling pathway. Gene Ontology annotation, cellular component: membrane. The record is from RefSeq and is a predicted model, not a curated record.